AUGAAUGUUAUAGAAAAACACCGUCCAAAACACUCACCAGAGAUUGAUCAUUCUACAUUAUCAAACUAUCAAAAUUUCAAAGUAAACUCAACCGAUUUACAUUUCAAUAUUCAUUUCGAAAAGAGAAUUGUCACUGGGGUUGUAACUUAUGAUUUAACAAAUUUAACAAAUACUGAUAAAGUUGAAUUAGAUACUUCAUAUUUAGUCAUUUAUAAAGCAUUUGUCAAUGAUGAACAAGUAGAUUUCAAAUUACAUGAAAGAUCAGAUCCAUUAGGUUCAAAAUUAUCAAUUGCCAUCCCUGAAUUAAAAGAAUUUAAAGUGAAAGUUGAAUUUGAAACUACUGAUAAGUGCACUGCUUUACAAUUCUUACCAAAAGAAGCCACAGAUGGUAAAAAAGAACCAUACUUAUUCUGUCAAUGUCAAGCUAUUCAUGCAAGAUCAUUAUUUCCCUCAUUUGACACACCAGCUAUUAAAUCUACAUUUACAUUAUCAGCUACUUCACCAUUGCCUACUUUAAUGUCCGGUUUGCCGGUAAAACAAGAAGACAACACUUAUUAUUUCAAACAACCUGUUCCAAUUCCAUCAUAUUUAAUUUCAAUAGCUUCUGGUGAUUUAACAAGUGCAGAAAUAGGUCCAAGAUCUAAAGUUUAUUCAGAACCAUGUAAUAUUGAUGAUUGUAAAUGGGAAUUUGAAAAAGAUAUGGAAAAUUUUAUUCAAAUUGCUGAAAAAUUGAUCUUUCAAUAUGAAUGGACAAAUUUUGAUUCAUUAAUAAUUACUAUGGGAUAUCCUUAUGGAGGUAUGGAAUGUCCGAACUUAUGUCAAUUGACUCCUACUUUAAUCUGUAAAGAUAGGUCACAAGUUUCAGUUGUUGCACAUGAAUUAGCACAUAGUUGGAGUGGUAAUUUAGUUACAAAUUGUUCAUGGAACCAUUUUUGGUUGAAUGAAGGUUGGACAGUUUAUUUAGAAAGAAGAAUUUUAGAAGCAUUAGCUGUUAUUGAAGCAAAAGAAAAAGGUAUUGAAAAUCCAGAAGCUUACGGUGAAUCAGUUCGUCAAUUUAAUGCAAUUAUUGGAUGGACAGACUUAGAAAAUAAUUUAAAAGCAAUGGGAUCAACAGUUGAUAAAUAUUCAACAUUAGUUCAAGAUUUAAAAAAUAACGAAGAUCCAGAUGAUGCAUUUAGUACUGUUCCAUAUGAAAAAGGAUUCAAUUUAUUAUACUUAAUUGAAAAAACAGUUGGAAAAUCAAAUUUUAACAAAUUUAUCCCUAAAUAUUUCAAUCAUUUUAAAAAUCAAUCUUUAGAUACUUAUCAAUUUAUUGAUUAUCUAUUUGAACAAUUUCCAGAUCAACAUAAGGAAUUAGAUUCAAUUGAUUGGGAAACAUGGUUAUAUAAACCAGGUUUUCCUCCAGUUGAUCCAAAAUUUGAUACCUCACUAGUUGUUAAGUGUUAUAAAUUGAGUGAAAAAUGGUUAAAUGCUACUAAGCAUCAACAUAAUUUGAAAUUUUCAAAAAAUGAUAUUGAAUCAUUUACACCAAAUCAAUCAGUUGUUUUCUUGGAUAGUUUGAUUUCAUAUGAGAAAAUUGAAGGAAUUUCAUGGAAAGAUCAUCAAGAUGUCUUAAAUGAAAUGAGUAAAAUUUAUACAACUUACAACGAAACAUUAAAUGCUGAAAUUAAAUUUAGAUGGUAUUAUUUACUAGUCACUGGUCAUUUAGAUGAAUAUGAAUAUAAAUUGGCUGAUUGGUUAGGUACCGUUGGAAGAAUGAAGUUUGUACGUCCAGGUUAUGUUUUAUUGAAUGAAGUUGAUUCAAGAUUGGCGACGGAAACUUAUUGCAAAUUUAAAGAUUUUUACCAUCCAAUUUGCUCACAAUUAGUUAAGAAGGAUUUGGGCUUAUAG
Molecule: messenger RNA, 1890 nt
Organism: Insectozyma verbasci
Lineage: Eukaryota; Fungi; Ascomycota; Pichiomycetes; Serinales; Debaryomycetaceae
Source: the annotation of a GenBank genome assembly